AUGGAGGAGAGGAAAUUGAAUUUAAAUGCCCCGCUUCUAUCAGUGAGGCGAUUCUCCAAUAUAGCAACAACCUCAGAUGGUGCGAAAACGAAGAAACUUGAGAACUCCCGUCUUAAUAGACGCCAUACGCUUCCUCCAUAUAAACCAGACACGAGUUUGGAUCAAGUAACUGAACCAGUUGCAGUUCCUUUCCACUGGGAACAGAUCCCUGGUAGAGCUAAGGAUAAUUCUUCGGAGCCGCCUCAAGUCCCUGAGGUGGCUUCUGUUACCCCAAAGGUUCCUCCUAGAAGGUCGUUGGAUAUUGUUAGGCAUCAUAAGGGAAAGCGUGAGCCUAAAGUCCCCAAGGAGGCUUCUGCUAUGCCAAGGAUUUCUUCCAGAAGAGUGUUGGAUGUCGUGAAGCACCAGAAGGAAAAGCCUGAGCCCAAAGCCCCCAAGGAGACUUCUGUCACUCAAAGGAAUCCUCCUAGAAAGGUGUUGGAUCUUGUAAAGCACCACAAGGAAAAGAAACCCACAGAUCAAAGUGUGUCUAGGCCCAAAAUUGAAGCAAAUUCAUUCAACGAGAAGGUAAAGAAAUUGGAUUACUCUAGAGAGGGAGCAAAAGUGAAAGCAGGUGUGAAUUCAGAUGAUGAUGAUGAUGAUGAUGUUUACUCUGAUGCACUUGACACUUUGUCUCCAACAGAUUCAGUGUCCAUGAACUGUAGUGCAAGUGGUCUGAGUGGCUUUGAUGUUCCGGUUGUGAAGCCAUCAGGAACCUUCUCCAAGGAUCAACAAACACGAGAUUUCAUGAUGAGUCGUUUCUUACCUGCGGCCAAGGCAAUGGCUUUGGAGCCAGCUCAUUAUGCUUCAAGAAAGCAACCUGUGGCAGCUGAACAAUCAAGACAAAUUACAAAGGUGGUUCAUGGGAACAGGACACCUCCUCCUAUUAAAUCUCAGUCAAUUAUUAUCCCACAUCAUGACCAGGAUAUAGAAGAGAAAGAAAGUGAAGAUGAAUGUGAUGAGUACGAAGAUUAUGGCAAUAUAUCAACUAAAGCUUGUGGUUGGUUUCCUCGCUUGUGCUUCAAGAAUUCAUUGGGUCUCCUGAAUCCCAUUCCUGGGUUGAAACUUAGGACUCAGGCUUCCAUGUCUUCUACCCAUGAUGUUGAAAAACUGGGCAGAGUUGCUUAUAACAGAUCUCAUUGUCAAACUGUGAAAAAGCACUUUAAAGAUGCUGCUAAUAAGCUAAAACAAGAGAGUGGAGGGCAAUCACCUAGGCUGCUGGAGGCUGAGAACAAACUGUCCUGUGCAUCCAAUCGGUUCAUCUAUGCAAGUGACAGGCAAACAAUGAGUCGGACAUCUCCUUUUAGGUGCUCAGCUGGUACAUCUCCUUUUAGACGCUCAGGGUGCGUUUCUCCUUAUCGCAAUGAAAUGCCUCAAUCUCCCUUCCGUGGCAGGGGAUUUCUAGGCAUUCCUAAAGAGGCUGAAGAUUUGAGAACCAGUAGGUUGAAUUUGUACAAGGGCGUUAGCAAGUCUCAGGAUCUAUCAUCCUAUUAUGGUGCUAAACGAGGGUCUCGUCCAGUAAGCCCCCUAGUUGAGAAGACAUUGUAUAUAGAUACUGUACAUAAAGCAGGAAUAUUCUUCCCAGAUUCACGUUCUUCAAAUAUCAAGGAGUGUGUGGACUCUGCAAGGAGGGACUUUACGACACCGUUGAAAAGCAGAGGAAUGAAAGAAGCUGCUGCUGAAGAAUCUUCUUUUCAAGAUGAAGAGCGCCUGAAAUUUAUCGAAGCAGAGAGUGAACUGGAAAAUAAGGUAUCUGGGUCUGCAGAUGCUGAUUCAGCUUCUCUCUCAGACAAAGCAGACAUGAUGGAGGACCAAUCUAAAGCUUUGGUGUGUAUAAGUGCAACCACUGAUGGAAAUGUAAAUAUUGAUGGUGAUCAGAUUUCAAAAGAAGGCGAUUCAGGAAUUGUCAAAAACAGUUUAGUACAGUCUCCUCUUCCCCCAAUCCUACCAAAAACACCUUCUGAAUCUUGGCUUUGGCGAACUCUGCCCUCAAUCACAUCACAAAAUCCACUUUCGCAUUUGCAUCGGGGAACCAGUUUUCAGAACAAAUGGCAGGAUCCUAAGACGUCCUCUACUAAUACCAAAUGGGAAACCAUUGUUAAAUCAUCCUAUUUGCAUCACGAUCAUGUACGUUAUUCUGAGGAAUUAAUUCCUCAUGCUUCUGAACACUCCAAAAGUUAA
This is a messenger RNA of Dovyalis caffra, 2217 nucleotides long. NCBI's taxonomy places the organism in Eukaryota, Viridiplantae, Streptophyta, Magnoliopsida, Malpighiales, Salicaceae. The record is from the annotation of a GenBank genome assembly.